CUUUGCUCGAUGCGCGUAUGUGGUUUUAUUUCCUCUGUUGACGAGUCAUUCGAGAAAUAAGAAUCGUCAAGGAGCUUCUCGUCCGGUCGUUAUAAAGACGAAACCCUCGGCUGCGGUUCCCUCCCUUUGGCACCGCCGCAGCUCGCGAUCUCUCUCCUCAUUUAGAGCGUGAGAGAGAACGGAGGAGAAAUCUGUGGUGGUCUCGCGCCGAUCUGGUGGUUGGAGGUACCCUCGGAGGAUCGAGUCAUUUGCUUGCCAUUUUAGGGCAAUUUUCUUGUGGCAGAGAUGGUGGGGAGCGUGGGGAAUGGCUUGAUGGAUCUGUGCGACAAGGGGAAGGUGGAGCCGUUGCCCAAGGAGUUCGAUCCGACGGAUAUCGUUGAGCCGGUGCCGGCGCUGGAUUUGGAGGGAGUCGGAGGGGAGGAGGGGAGCGCGAAGAACAGGGAGAUCGUGCUUGGGAGGAACGUGCACACAAUGUGCUUUACCAUUAAGGAGCCGGAGGUGGAUGAUGAGGUGACCGGGGAAAGGGAAGCUUAUAUGGCCAGUGUUUUGGCGAGGUACCGGAGAUCACUCAUUGAGAGGACCAAGCACCAUUUAGGUUAUCCAUACAAUUUGGAUUUUGAUUAUGGUGCUCUAGCUCAGCUGCAACACUUCUCCAUCAACAACCUUGGUGACCCCUUUAUCGAGAGUAACUACGGUGUCCAUUCCAGGCAGUUUGAAGUCGGGGUGUUGGAUUGGUUUGCUCGCCUCUGGGAAUUGGAAAAGAAUGAAUACUGGGGUUAUAUCACGAACUGUGGUACUGAAGGGAAUUUGCAUGGUAUUCUCGUCGGGAGGGAAGUUUUUCCAGAUGGUAUCUUGUAUGCCUCGAAGGAAUCCCACUACUCAGUUUUCAAAGCCGCACGGAUGUAUAGGAUGGAGUGUGUGAAGGUUGACACUCUGAUCUCUGGGGAAAUUGAUUGCAUCGACUUUAAAGCUAAAUUGCUUCAGAACAAGGAGAGACCGGCCGUUAUCAAUGUCAACAUUGGAACUACUGUAAAGGGAGCAGUUGACGAUCUUGAUAUGGUAAUACAAACCCUUGAAGAAAAUGGCUUUAAGGGUCGAUUCUACAUCCAUUGCGAUGGUGCCCUCUUUGGGCUCAUGAUGCCAUUUGUUAAACGUGCACCUAAAGUGACAUUUAAAAAGCCUAUUGGAAGUGUGAGUGUUUCAGGUCACAAGUUUGUGGGGUGUCCUAUGCCUUGUGGUGUGCAAAUAACAAGAUUGAAGCACAUCAACGUGCUUUCAAGUAACGUAGAAUAUCUUGCUUCCAGGGACGCCACCAUCAUGGGGAGCCGAAACGGUCAUGCUCCAAUCUUUCUCUGGUACACCCUGAACAGAAAAGGUUAUAGAGGUUUUCAGAAGGAAGUUCAGAAGUGCUUAAGAAAUGCACACUAUUUAAAAGACCGUCUGAAAGAAGCAGGAAUUGGUGCGAUGCUUAACGAGCUCAGUAGCACCGUGGUGUUUGAGAGGCCAAAAGAUGAUGAGUUUGUCCGGCGGUGGCAACUUGCUUGCGAGGGAAACAUCACACAUGUUGUGGUUAUGCCUAACGUCAACAUCGAUAAACUCGAUAGUUUCUUGGAAGAACUAUUUCAGAAACGCUCAUGCUGGUACCAGGACGGAAAGAUGCCACCUCCCUGUAUCGCUGCGGAUAUAGGCCAGGAGAAUUGUUUCUGUGUUCUGCACAAGAAAUAAUGUUUUCUUGUACUAGGUCCUUCGAGAUUGUUAUUUGAUUCGAUGAACUUUUAAGUUUUUGGUUGCUUAUCGUAGCCAGAGUAACAAUCGACUAUCGUCCUUAUAUGAUUUGCUUUUAUGUUGUA
Messenger RNA from Musa acuminata AAA Group (dessert banana), 1850 nucleotides. Its product is annotated as serine decarboxylase 1. NCBI's taxonomy places the organism in Eukaryota, Viridiplantae, Streptophyta, Magnoliopsida, Zingiberales, Musaceae. The record is from RefSeq and is a predicted model, not a curated record. Bases 286 to 1725 code for a protein of 479 amino acids. The transcript is spliced from 6 exons. Gene Ontology annotation, molecular function: pyridoxal phosphate binding; carboxy-lyase activity. Gene Ontology annotation, biological process: carboxylic acid metabolic process.